Molecule: messenger RNA, 549 nt
Organism: Spirometra erinaceieuropaei
Lineage: Eukaryota; Metazoa; Platyhelminthes; Cestoda; Diphyllobothriidea; Diphyllobothriidae
Source: the annotation of a GenBank genome assembly
AUGGGACACGUCUUCAACUUUGACGCCGUGGAAAUUGUGGGCCGAGGUGAUGAUCAUACGGCAAGGCAGGUGCAAGAAGUCUGGAUGUCUACCGGCUGUUCUGUCAACCGCCUCAUCAAUUUGCCUCCCCCCUCUCUGACUUUACGAACCUUCUUGACGGGGCACAGUCACGGCGCAGGACAAUCGGAGCCGCCAACUAUCGUGCGGUCGACGAAAAUGAGCGGGAUUCAGGUCACGGUGACACGCGGGUCGGAUGCAGCCACACAGGUGGCAUUGGUGGGCCAGGCAUCAAACAAAGUGCGGCAUACAAGGAGAGCUGGGUGCAUGACUUCUCAGUCUCUGAAGAUGGAUAGAAGGAACGACUAUUCGAAACGUCAGGCCUCCAAUACACCUCUCCCAGUGAACGCCUCCUUUUCUUUUCAUAUGCCACCUGGGAAUCGCAUUUUCACUACUAUUGAUCUUGUCUUUGGUUCUGCGGAGUUUUCAAAAUCCACUGUGCGUCUCUGGAAGAAGUCCCUGCUUCAGAUGCGUGCUCAGGCGAUUGAGUAG